GCCGUGGCGCAGCCCGGGCAGUCCCUUCAGCGCAGCUGCUGCCCGGAGUGCGCUUCCGACGAGCCGGAGUGCGGGGGGCGCCGCCGGAGCCAGCCGAUCCCUGCUGCCGCUGCUGCUCCCCAAUUGGAUUAGCCUCGCGCCCGCGGCCCGUGGGAGGCAGACGGGGCCGCCGGCCUGGGAAUUACCGCGGAGUUGCCUCCCCGACGCCUGCCUCUUUUGCGCGCCCCGCUCCCUGCCUCGCUCUCGGGCGUGACUCGCCUUCGCCCUCGGCAGGAUGGGAAGCCACAGCUCCAAGGCGGGCAAGGGAGACGUGAUCGCCCAGGAUGCCGCCGCCGCCGCCGGCUCGCCCUCCAAGUCCAACGGCCAGGAGAACGGCCACGUGAAGAUCAAUGGGGACGUUUCCCCCCAAGCCGAUGGAGAAGCCACCCCACUCAACGGCAACGGGUCUGCUGAGCCGGUCAAGGAGGAAGCCAAGGUAGAAACGGGCAGUGGCGAUGCUAUUGAGCCAGCUCCAGUUGCUGAAGACGGGGACGCCAAGCCUGAUGGAGCUUCUGCCGCUGCUGCGGCUUCUAAAGAAACUUCGAAGAAGAAGAAGAAAUUCUCUUUUAAGAAGUCCUUCAAGCUGAGCGGGAUCUCCUUCCGGAAGGCCAAGAAGGAGUCUGGGGAUGCUUCGGCCGUGUCCUCUCCCAGCGAAGAGCAAGGGAAGGCUGAAGCCAAGGGGGAGGAGAACCCAACUUGUGCCGUGGAGGAGACAGAGCAGGCCAGCACAACCAAAGAAGAGACCCCCGAGGAGAAGCCGGCUGCCCCCGCUGAAGCCGUUGCUGCUGCUUCUGCCCCAGCAGCUGCCGAGAGUCAGCAGGAAGCGGAGCCCAAGAGGGAAGAGGGGAGUGCGGAGCAAGGGAAGGAGGAAGAGAAGCAGCAGCCUCCCGGAGAGAGUCCGGAGGACACGAAGCCGGAAGAGACCUCAAAACCAGCAGAGGUGGAGUCCAGUCCCGGGCCAGGGGCUGCUGCGCAGAAGGAAGAGUAGAGCCCGGCUUGCUGUCCACCUAACUUAAAAGAAAAGACUUGUGCCAUCCUUCUCUUCCCAGUAACCCCUCGGAAUUGCUGCCUUGUUCACAUACACCACACACACGAGUCUUUCUCUGCAAAGUUCAGCAUAGAACUGAUGAGCUUUUUCUCCCCCGUUUUCUUUCCUCCCUGUCUCACUCCUCCUCCAACACUCUUAAGCAAAAAAGAGAGCCACCUGCUUGGAUACUCAGUACCAGCACAGCCACUAUUACCACUCAGGAGUCGGCUUCCUUACCUCCUUGGGGAGGGAAAAACUGUCUGGAGGGAUUUCUGUCCCUGGACCAACCUGGAACUUGCUCAGUUUAAUGAGACUCCAGCAUUCUCAACACCCCAGGUCUUUGUGUGUUCGGAUCUUCCGUUCCUACUAAUCCUCAAAGCAGCCCUUUCAGAAAGUCCAAUAAGCCAGCAACUGACCGUUCCUCCUUCAGGAUGGAUAUUCUCGAUCUUUCUCGGUUUACAUUCCUGGUUCUGACUUCAUUUAAAAGUAUUUUGUGCUUUUAUAGAAACCAACAGUUUAAAAGCUAAUCUGGUUAGUUUUUUAUAAUGUCUUGCUAUUGGCUUAAAACCAUAAAGCUUGUAAGUCACUGUGUUUAAUUUGACUUCAGAGGGAGAACUUCUUUGGGUUUAUUUGAGGGAGGGGGGUCAGUUGGGUGGGGGUGGGUGUUGGGGGAGGGAGAGUGCUGGUUGUAUGAUGUGACUUCAAUUUUUUUUUUGUUGUCUCUGUAAAUAAUUUUUUAAUGACCCAACUUCUGAUCUGCAAUUUUCUAACUCCUAAAUAAAGUUGUAUGGGUCUUAUUGUAACAUUUGAAAGGAAUAAAUGGUGACCCCUUUA
Molecule: messenger RNA, 1900 nt
Organism: Hemicordylus capensis (graceful crag lizard)
Lineage: Eukaryota; Metazoa; Chordata; Lepidosauria; Squamata; Cordylidae
Gene: MARCKSL1
Product: MARCKS like 1
Exons: 2
Coding region: 275-1027 (250 amino acids)
Biological process (GO): central nervous system development; actin filament organization
Cellular component (GO): cytoplasm; plasma membrane
Molecular function (GO): actin filament binding; calmodulin binding
Source: RefSeq, a predicted model, not a curated record